CACGCAAACAUUGCCGCGUCAUUGAAUUUUCCCAAACAGAAUGUCGCGCUGUCGCACAAACCGCCGCGUGUCGCGAGUCCUCGUGACCCGCGGCGUCGACACGAUGGUGCGUUCGGUGGCGGCGGCUUUUGUCCGGAGUUUCCACGCGCGCGGCUCGUUCGCCGUGUUUUGGUUCAGGGGUUCAUGGGCGGAAGAAUGAGGAAGUGACUGCGCCGUGACGGCUGCGCGGAGAGCCAGGAGGCGAGUCGGUGCGCGGCGGCGGGGGACAACGACUCUGCGCCCACUUUUGCUCGUAACGUGUUGACAUUACAACUCCGGUGAUAUCAGUCGAGCCCACCUGACACACGCCGGCGACGCAUCCGGUUCCCAGACGACGUGCCGGGCUGCAGCCGAUCACAUGCCGAGUGUUCGUAGCUGCAGCACACAGCAAGCUAUGAAUUUCUCUGAGCAUGGGGAAGUUUCAGAUGAAGCAAUGCUCGAGAAAGAACACAAGCAUGUCCAGGACAUUAAGGAGGAGGCGGAGGACUAUGCUAUUUGUGAGCAACCGGAAGGCCUUGGGGGGGGAUCUCAUGGGGCGUCUGAGGCUGGUAAACGGACAUCAGCAGAGAUGGGUCCUGAUACAGACCAGUCCACCAGCAGCAAGAGAGCCAGAGUCUCUGUUGAGAUGAGGAGGCACUUGAUAGAUGUGAGCAGCAGACACGAGCCUCUUUGCCUCACCACAACUGGGGAGAAGAGGGACCAGGGGAAAUCCAGAGUUUCCUACAGAAAGCCUCUGUUCAGCAUCUCCCACAGGAUCUCCGAGAAGAGGAACACGCCGAGUCUUGAGCAGCAGGCCAGUCAUGGUGCGGCAAAUCAGCUCAACUGCAGUAGCAUCCUCUCGUCCAAGCUCCAAAAUCCAGAGGAAAAUGGCCAACUGGAGACCCUCCCCACCACAGACGGUUUAGGCCAAGCUUCGACAACAAACUCAAGCCUUUAUCCACUGAUUGAGAAAAUGUUUUUCAUUCUCAAUACCCUUAAUUCAAGCAUGACACAGCUUCACAGCAAAGUGGACUUGUUAACCCUCGAAGUCAUGCGCAUAAAAAAGCAGAUCAAACCGGCCGAGAUGGUGACAGAGUUCCAGCCUCCUCCUGAAUAUCUCCUAACAAGUGAGGAAUUGAAUCAGCUGAUGGAGCAGACAUCCGGUGCGGGGGAGCUCGGGUGUCGGCUGCUGGUGCAUCUCUUCCCGGAGCUGUUCAAAGCGAGGGAGUGCUCACAUGAUUGCAUGGCGAGCAAGAGAACGCUGGAGUCUCUGCAUCUGCAGCUGAUCCGCAACUACGUUGAGGUUUGCUACCCUUCGGUUAAGAACAACAGUGUCUGGCAGGACGAGUGUCUCCUCCAGAUUAAUGACUUCUUUAAUCGCUUCUGGGCGCAGAGGGACAUGGAGAGCGCUCGGCUGCUCAGGAAGCAGACACUCACAGGUGCUGGCAUUAAAGCUGAGCAUCCCCAAACCUACCGGUUCAUUAAUGAGCAGGGUCAGGAGGAACACAUCGCUCUCGAUAACCAGCAAAGCAACCUGGCCGAGUCAGACCUUGCGUUUGAUACGCAAGCCACAGAGGAGCUAGACGAGUUCUCUUCCCCGGAGGACUUAAUUAUUUUUCUUAUGCACCGUCUUUUCCCCAAGGUGUUUGAAGAGGGGAAAAUGCCAGAGGGCUCCAGCAGUUUCAGUAGAGUGGGGCAGCUUAUUCUGGAUUCUGACAAGAUGGAAAUAAUCAGAAAGUAUAUGGAGGCAAAUUUCCCUGAUGUGCCCGAGGACAGCUGGCUCCAGGUCUGCAUUCAGCAUAUGGAGGAUGCUCUCGAGGGUCCUCACAGCAAUGGCAAUGGGAGCGAACCCGACAAUCUCAACGAUGAGGGCUAUGAUCUAGCCAGCCUAUCAGAAGACAUUUCCAUUAUUAAAGUUCCAGAGGCUGCUGAUUACGAAAGGCCCAGUCGUAAAUCCAAAAAGUCACUGCUGACCCCCAUGGAUUUUGAUAAUCUUGAGAUUCCUCUUCCAGACUUCACUGUCCCUCAGGAGUACCUCUUGUCCAGGGAGCAGCUGAAGAACAACUAUGAAUGUAGCUUGUCAAUUGGGAACUUUGCCUCUCGGCUGUUGGUGCAUAUGUUCCCCGAGCUCUUCACCCACGAGAACAUAAGGAAGCAGUACAACUGCAGUGGUUCACUUGGGAAGAAGCAGCUCGACCCGGUUCGUGUAAACCUGAUCCGUCAUUAUGUGCAGUUGGUCUAUGCUCGGGCCAAGAACGACAGAGUAUGGAUGUUAGAAUUUGUGGGAAAACUCGAUGAGAGGUGUAGGAGGCGCGACACAGAGCAGAGGAGAUCCUACCUGCAGCAACGCAAAGUGUACGGCCAAGAGUCCGAGCAGGACUUUCUUUGCCAGCUGAACCAGUUCAAUCCAGAUGUUAGAGAAGAUCCAGAUGUUCCCUCCUUACCUCCUGAGAAAAGCAGCAAAGACUUUUGCAAAAUUCCCCUGGAUGAACUGACAGUAUCCAAACCUGACUUCCCUGUACCAUCAGCUUUCCUGCUCUCUGACGCUGAGGUACGGGAAAUCGUCCAGCAGAGUCUCUCUGUUGGGAACUUUGCUGCCCGUCUGCUUGUGCGUCUCUUCCCCGAACUCUUCACCCAGGAGAACCUGCGGCUGCAGUAUAACCAUUCGGGGGCCUGCAACAAGAAGCAGCUUGAUCCCACGCGCCUCAGAUUGAUCCGUCACUACGUGGAAGCGGUGUAUCCUGUGGAUAAGAUGGAGGAGGUGUGGCACUAUGAAUGUGUGCCGAGCAUUGACGAACGCUGCCGGCGCCCUAAUCGCAAGAAGUGUGACAUUCUUAAGAAGGCCAAGAGGUCAAGCAUAGUGUCCUAGUUACAGUUCUUUGCAGUUAGGCAACACUUUUUGUCAUGAAAAAUAUUUGCACAGUAUAUAAGCUGAAGCCGCAUUGUGGAACUUUCACAACCUGUCCUAUGUAGGAUGAAGCCAAGCUGUUAUGAGUUUCCUCAGUACUAUUCUUUAUCAUAUUUUACUUUUGGACUACGGCAAUAGAUGUUGUAGUUAAUGUAGUCUUAUUAAUGUUGGCUAAAGAGUAAAAACUGCUUCUAUUUAUGAGCCAAAACUGUCAUAGCUUAUCUAACAUACUUUGUUGAUAAAUGUUGUAGCCUUAAAAACAAUAACAACGAUAGUAGCUGAUAGCAUCAACCACACAUUCGCUCUAGGGAUAGAAAUUAUUCACAAUGAUGAGAUGUAGAGACAGGUGAGAAGUUAAAGGAAGAAUCUGAAUAAGUGAGUGGAGAAACGUAACAAACGGCGAUGUCUCCAAGCUGGGCACGAGUGCUCACCAAACGGUUUGAACAUGAAGUGAAUCAUAUAUUGUGGCCUUUGCAGUCUUCAAAUUCCUAAAACGCCAUCUGAGAGAAUAUGUUUUGGGAGAGAUGUUGCAUCCCUCCAGUCGAGUCCAGACAUUUGGUGGAUCAAUGCUAAGGAGCGCUGAAGCUGUUCUGGUCACACAUGGUGGCCCAACACCUCACCGAGACACUGCUGGCCUUUCCUUUAAUUCAUCACCUUGAAGGUAUUUCCAUUACAGUUACUGAUGUAGCAUUGUGCCACCACCAUUUUAAUAACAAUGUGCUUAUGUUAAGCCUUCUUAUAGAAGUUUAUAUUAUUAAGACAAUUUAACAUGACAAUUGAUCAUGAUAACCUCUUUCUAAUAAAAGCCUAGUUAUAAAUAUGA
Molecule: messenger RNA, 3749 nt
Organism: Scophthalmus maximus (turbot)
Lineage: Eukaryota; Metazoa; Chordata; Actinopteri; Pleuronectiformes; Scophthalmidae
Gene: bend3
Product: BEN domain containing 3
Exons: 4
Coding region: 398-2887 (829 amino acids)
Biological process (GO): rDNA heterochromatin formation
Cellular component (GO): heterochromatin
Molecular function (GO): DNA binding
Source: RefSeq, a predicted model, not a curated record